This is a messenger RNA of Kickxella alabastrina, 652 nucleotides long. RefSeq names its product RNA polymerase I. Gene Ontology annotation, cellular component: RNA polymerase III complex; RNA polymerase II, core complex; RNA polymerase I complex. Bases 68 to 526 code for a protein of 152 amino acids. The transcript is spliced from 2 exons. The record is from RefSeq and is a predicted model, not a curated record. Gene Ontology annotation, biological process: DNA-templated transcription. NCBI's taxonomy places the organism in Eukaryota, Fungi, Kickxellomycota, Kickxellomycetes, Kickxellales, Kickxellaceae. Gene Ontology annotation, molecular function: DNA-directed RNA polymerase activity.
AAAAUUUGUACAAAAAAAUUUUUUCUCUUUUUCUUUUUUUUCUACAUUCAUAAAGAUAUUAUAAGAGAUGGAUAAGCGCGACAACAUUCUGUUCAGCGACACGACCUCAAAAGGGCGGCAAGUGUUUGACCGGGUGUCGCGCAUCGACGGGCGCAGCCAAACGCACGACAUGAGCAUUAUCCUGGACAUCAACUCUGAGCUUUUCCCGAUCGACGCUGGCGAUAAAUUCAAGCUCACUCUGGCAUCAUCGCUUUCCCUCUCGGACGCCAAGGAGCAGCAGCAGGCGAGCUUUGGCAAGGGUGAGGCGAACUGGCGUGCGUACAUCAAUGGUGACGAGAGGUCGUUGGCGGACGACUACGACUAUGUUAUGUUUGGCAGGGUUUAUCGGUACGAUGAUGCGAGCGGGUCGAAGGUUUCGGCCUUUGUGUCGUUUGGCGGAUUGCUGAUGUGCCUGGAGGGCGACAUUCGCCAUUUGCAGAACUUUGUUGUUGGCGACAACAUGUAUCUGCUGAUGAAGACCAUAUAGUUCAGACGCUUUGUUUUUUAUUAAUUGGUUGGCUUUGGCUUAGGUUUUGGUGAUAUGCUAAUUAAAUAUUUGAUUCUUACCACGUUGCCAUCGUCACCGCCACCGCCACCAUUAUUGUGAGUGGGA